Messenger RNA from Panicum hallii, 2042 nucleotides. RefSeq names its product DDB1- and CUL4-associated factor 4. The transcript is spliced from 11 exons. Gene Ontology annotation, molecular function: protein binding. NCBI's taxonomy places the organism in Eukaryota, Viridiplantae, Streptophyta, Magnoliopsida, Poales, Poaceae. The record is from RefSeq and is a predicted model, not a curated record. Bases 146 to 1648 code for a protein of 500 amino acids.
GGGCCCACAUAGACCUAGAAUCGGUGUCUCUCUUUCCUCUCUACCUUGCUUACCGGCGAUAACUCACCCCCGCAAACCGCUCCACCGCCUCCGCCGCCGCCGCCGCCUCUCCUCAAGCUUCCGUUCCAAAAUCCACGCCGGCGACAUGCCGCCCAAAGAGCUACCGGGGUUCUACUACGACCCGGAGAAGAAUCGCUACUUCCCCAUCAAGGGCCCCAUCCCGGGCGCCGCCACUCGUCGCCCUCCCCCUUCCGCUCCCCCAACGCCGCCGCCCGCUGCCACAGCGGGAUGCAGCAGGAAGAGGGCGAGGCGGCCGGAGCUGCUCAGCGCCAGGGAGAUGUACGGCGGCGGAGUCAUCUUCUCCAACAAGGCCACCAGGUCCACAUUCAAGCAGCAGUGCCAGUACUUGCAGGCGUCUCAGCCCAUGGUCUGGAAAUACCAAGCCACGACCUUGGUGGCUGAUAAGGCGCUGGAACAAUUGAACACGAUGGUCCAGACACCGCAAGGGCUGAGAGAGUCCAGGAUGCUAGUGACAGGCAGCAUGAAUGGUUCAAUUCGGUUAUACGGAUUAGGGAGUGCUCUCAACAACUUUGGGAAUGAGAUAGAGUUUUUGCCCCAACCUGCAUGGACUCCCGUGGAGAAGCACAAGUCAGCCGCACUCCCCAGCGUCUGGUCAUCUGAAGCAGCCUUCUCAAACUUCUCAUCCAGUAUAAGUUGUAUAAAAAAGGUUGGACUUCAUGCCCCUGAUGCAUCCAACACCAAUUCAUCAGUUCAGCGAGUAUUGGUGGCUACUCUUGGGUCGGGAGAAUCUGGCGGCUCUGUAUAUAUUAUGGAUCUUUCUGGUACUAUUGACUCGGCAAUGGGAUCAUGGACUGCCUGUAGAGUUGCAUCACUUGAUCGUACAGUGUGGACAGCUGAUUGUAGUUCUGAUGGCACACAUGCAGCUUUCGGUAUGGACCAUGGUGCCGGUUUGCUCGAUUUGGAAACAAGGGGAUUAUCGUGGCUGUGUCGCUCUAAAAGUGACAUUCUCUCCCAGAAAUUUGUGCACUCGGGAAAUGUCGUGCUAUGUGGUCUACGGAAUGGGAGUAUAGCCCCUGUUGAUGUACGGCAAAAGCAUCAUAAUCAUCCUACUGGAGUACCUUCAGCUAGCACUGCUAGGAGGACAGUUCCCAUGCUACGCUCAAAGCACCAAGGGAGGUGGAGAAACCAGGCUGAUAAGGAUAAAUGUCCAAGAUAUAUUUCUAUGUCGUCGGCAGUUUGCAGCUUGGUCACACUGUCAUCAGAUGAGAACUACUUCUUAGGAAGCUCCAUGGAUGGAUGUAUCAAACUCUUUGAUCUCCGUCUCAUUCAGAAGGGAGGGAUACAAUCAUACGAGGGGCAUGUGAACUCUCACACACAUUUACCGCUUGUUGUUGACCCAUCUGAGACCUUACUUAUGUCAGGUGGGGAGGACUGCACUGUUCGCAUUUGGAGCAUCAAAACAGGCGAACUAAUAUUUGCGCAGAGUGUGUGUGACACUCCCUUUACGGCACUUUGCUGGCCUGAAAGCAGCCGUGACUUGUGCGGUUCUUCACUGUUUGAUGUAAACCAUAGCUGGGGAGCUUGGUUGGGAUCUCGUAAUGGGCUGUUCUAUAUGCACGGUACUUGAGUGAUUCUGCAUUAGUACCAACCUGGAGCCCUAGAGCUUGGUGGCAGUAUUCUCAAAGAAAAUGUGUUGAGAGACCACUGAACUCUUGUUGCACAGAAGUGCUCAAAGCCUCAAAGGACGUAGCGCUCGGGCUGCAGCAACGACGAGAGUAUACUGGGUUGCUGGAGCUGUUUGCUGAAUGAAGAAAUAUUUGGGAGCCAGACGUUUACCUAGGAUAUCCAAACUUAAUAGGAUUAGACAUGCUGUUUCUCUUAGUGAUAGGUCACCUGUAUAACUAGGAACUGGAUUUUCCUUGAGAUGAAAGAUGGUAGGGCGCCAUAUGCUUUGUUAAGGACUUGAUAGUUGCCCAGUGCAUCUUACAAUGAAAUAGUGACGAUUUUUAAAUAUACACUUU